CCCACUCCCCCCAAGCAGCCGGCUCUAUGACAGCGUGUGGAGUAAAUGGCUCACAGUGUCCGCGGCGGAAAGAGACCUAAACAUUGCUCCGGGAACCAGUAAACACACACAACAAGAGCGCGGCGCGUAAAAGCUCCCCGCUCCGCUGGCUGCGCGCGCGCACGGGCAACUGUGUCAGUUGUCCGAGAAGCCAAGAAGACUCCGCUGUUUUAUUCGUUUCACUCCUCGCUUGGUUAUGCGUGUGUGAACAACGCGGAUAUCUUAAUCGGACAUGUGAUUCACGGGAGUUAACAAGACGAGCAGCCCCCUCUUUCUCAAAGAUGAAGUUCCCCGCGUGCGUCCUCGUCACUUUGGUGAUGAUUGGAUCGAGUGCAGCGCAGUCAGUUUGCCCUGGGACUGAGAACAAGCUGAGCACUCUGUCGGACCUGGACCAGCAGUACCGCACCUUAAAGAAGCUCUACGAGAAUUGUGAAGUUGUCAUGGGUAAUCUGGAGAUUACCAAUAUCGAUCGGAAUCGCAACCUUUCCUUCCUGAAGUCUAUCCGAGAAGUGACCGGCUAUGUGCUGGUGGCGCUAAACCAGUUUGACUACCUGCCGCUGGAGAACCUGCGAAUCAUCCGAGGCACCAAGCUGUACGAAGGCCGCUACGGCUUGGCCAUAUUCCUCAACUACAGACGGGAGGGUUACUACGGCAUGAGGCAACUGGGCCUUCGCAACCUCACAGAGAUACUGAACGGUGGUGUGUACGUGGACCAGAACAAAUUCCUGUGCCAUGCGGACACCAUCCAUUGGCAAGACAUUAUCAAGAACCCCCAGGCUGAGCUCCUGGUGGUGCCGUCCAACAACAGCAACCUGGGAUGCAGACGCUGCUAUCGCUCAUGUAACGGACGCUGUUGGGGCCAUCAGGAAGACCAGUGUCAGACCCUGACUAAGACAGUGUGUGCAGAGCAGUGUGACGGUCGAUGCUUCGGGCCUUACGUCAGUGAUUGCUGCCAUCGCGAGUGUGCUGGCGGUUGCUCAGGUCCCAAGGACACAGACUGCUUCGCCUGCACCAAUUUCAAUGACAGCGGUGCAUGUGUGACUCAGUGCCCUCAGCCAUUUGUCUACAACCCCACGUCUUUUCAGUUGGAACACAACCCCAGAGCAAAGUACACAUAUGGAGCCUUUUGUGUCAAGAAAUGUCCACAUAACUUUGUGGUCGACCACAGCUCCUGUGUUAGAGCCUGUCCCAGCAACAAGAUGGAAGUGGAGGAGAACCGCAUCAAAAUGUGCAUCCCCUGUACUGACAUCUGCCCCAAAGUGUGUGAUGGCAUAGGGACAGGCACCUUGCAGACAGCUCAAACUGUGGACGCCAGCAAUAUUAAUAAAUUUGUGAACUGCACCAAAAUCAACGGCAACCUCAUCUUCCUCAUAACCGGCAUUAAAGGGGACAUGUAUCACAGUAUUGGACCUUUGGAUCCUGAGGCUCUCAACGUGUUUCGCACAGUGAAAGAGAUCACAGGGUAUCUCAACAUCCAGUCCUGGCCUGAGAACAUGACAGAUCUAGGUGUUUUUUCCAAUCUGGCAACAAUCGGAGGGCGAGUGCUUUACAGUGGUAUUUCUCUGCUGAUCCUGAAGCAGCGCUGGAUCUCCUCCCUCCAGUUUCAGUCGUUGAAUGAGAUAAGCGCUGGCAAUGUUUACAUCUUCAAUAACAGCCGCCUGUGCUUCUACAACACUGUCAACUGGACAUCACUCUUCAGGACACAAAAUCAGAAAGUUCUCAUCCGCAACAACCAGGAGCCAAAGGAAUGCACUCAGCAAAGAAUGAUUUGUGACCGAAUGUGUUCAGACGAUGGAUGCUGGGGUCCGGGGCCCAACCAGUGUCUCUCAUGCAGAUAUUUCAGACGUGGCCGCACCUGCGUCGAGUCCUGCAACCUCUUUGAAGGGGAAGUUCGUGAAUUUGCCAAUGGGUCUGUGUGUCUGGAGUGUGACAGUCAGUGUGAGAAGAUGGAUGGGAACACUAUGACAUGUCUUGGACAGGGCGCGGACCAGUGUGUAAAGUGCUUCCACUUCAAAGAUGGACCCAACUGCGUGGAGAAGUGCCCCGAUGGGCUGCAGGGAGCCAACAGUUUCAUCUUCAAAUAUGCCAAGGCCAACAACGAGUGUCAUCCCUGCCAUGCCAACUGCACCCAGGGGUGCAUUGGGCCACGACUCCAAGAUUGUGUUGGGAUGAUGGACAGGACGCCCCUAAUAGCAGCUGGCAUCAUCGGCGGGCUAUUUAUCAUCGUCAUCCUGGCGCUCAGCGUGGCCGUGUAUGUUCGCCGUAAGAGCAUCAAGAAGAAGAGGGCCCUGAGGAGAUUCAUAGAGACAGAGCUGGUGGAGCCCCUGACUCCGAGUGGAACGGCUCCUAACCAGGCUCAGCUUCGGAUCCUGAAAGAGACGGAGCUGAAGCGAGUCAAGAUUCUGGGUUCAGGAGCUUUCGGAACAGUCUACAAGGGCAUCUGGGUCCCCGAGGGUGAGACGGUGAAGAUUCCGGUGGCUAUCAAAAUCCUCAAUGAGGCCACGGGUCCCAAAGCCAACGUGGAGUUCAUGGACGAGGCCCUGAUCAUGGCCAGCAUGGAGCACCCCCACCUGGUGCGUCUGCUGGGCGUCUGCUUGAGUCCCACCAUCCAGCUGGUCACACAGCUCAUGCCCCACGGCUGCCUGCUCGACUAUGUGCACGAGCACAAGGACAACAUUGGCUCGCAGCUGCUGCUCAACUGGUGUGUCCAAAUCGCCAAGGGAAUGAUGUACCUAGAGGAGAGAAGACUGGUCCACCGGGACCUGGCAGCACGCAACGUCCUGGUGAAGUCGUCCAAUCACAUCAAGAUUACGGACUUUGGCCUGGCGCGGCUGCUGGAUGCAGACGAGAAGGAGUACAACGCAGAUGGGGGCAAGAUGCCCAUUAAAUGGAUGGCUCUGGAAUGCAUUCACUACAGGAAAUUCACUCAUCAGAGUGACGUGUGGAGUUAUGGAGUGACCAUCUGGGAGCUGAUGACAUUCGGAGGCAAACCUUAUGACGGAAUCCCCACAAGAGAAAUCCCAGACAUCCUGGAGAAAGGAGAGCGCCUGCCACAGCCUCCUAUCUGCACCAUAGACGUGUACAUGGUCAUGGUGAAAUGCUGGAUGAUUGAUGCAGACAGCAGGCCCAAGUUCAAGGAGCUGGCUGCAGAGUUCUGCAGAAUGGCCCGUGACCCCCAGCGAUACUUGGUCAUCCAGGGUGACGACCGCAUGAAGCUUCCCAGCCCCAAUGACAGCAAGUUCUUCCAGAGCCUUCUGGAUGAAGAGGACCUCGAUGACUUGAUGGACGCUGAUGAGUACCUGGUGCCUCGAGGCUUCAGCGCGGCUCCUCCGUCAUAUACAACCAGGUCUCGAGUCGACUCUAACAGAAACCAGUUUGGCUACCGAGACGGUGUUCCAAACCCUGCAGAAGGCUUGAUAGCAGGGGCCCAGGCCAGUGUGAACCCAGAGGCAACAGGCGGCCCGUGUCUAUCCCAGGAGGACCAGCGUUGCAACGGGAGCCUGCAUAAAAAGAGCACGAGCCAGACUGGAGGGGAGGACAGCGGGGGCCAGAGGUACAGCGCUGAUCCCACUAUCUUUCUUGGGGAGAGAACCUCCAGAGGGGACACCGAUGAGGAUGGAUACAUGACUCCCAUGAAAGACAAAAGCUCCUCAGAGUACCUGAAUCCCAUCGAGGAGAACCCUUUUGUAUCACGACGUAAAAAUGGCGAGAUCCACGCUUUGGAUAACCCAGGAUACCACAGCACACCUAACAGCCAGCCGAAAGGGGAGGAUGAGUACAUCAAUGAGCCACUGUACCUCAAUACCUUCCACAGCCCGGCUGAUCUGGGACUGGAGGUCCUGAGGAGAAAUGGUCUGCCCCUUCCCACCCAGCCUCCUUCUUCCAUCUCAGCCACGACAGCAGGGUCCCACCUCCCGCUUACCAUCCAAACCAGCCUUCCGCACUACCCCCUCCCUACAGCCCAGCCUUCUCCAUCUGCUCUACCUUGCCUACAUGGCCCACCAACCCACCUUCUGCAUGCCCAUCACACUGUCAAACCUGCAGGACAACCUGGCAAUACAGGUGGCAGCUCCGCCACUCAGAGCCAAACAGGAACUACUGCCCAAGUCCAGGUGUGCCAGUCAGGUGCCCUGUCCACUUCAGCCACCAUCGGGCAUGGCAGCUUGCCGGCCUACCAGGGCCACGGCACCAUGCACCCCGCUAGCAUGCUGAAGCAUGGAGGACAGACAUCGGGUAAAGCCAGUGGAAAAAAGCUGAAGGUCACCUUUGACAAUCCAGAAUACUGGCAGCACAGCUUGCCACCUAAAUCAUCUAACCAGGUAGCCCUUGAUGGUGCCCAGGGUGGUUCCACCAACACCAAGCUCUUCUACAAACAGAAUGGACACAUACGUCCAGCGAUAGCUGAAAACCCUGAGUACAUGUCUGAAUUUUCUCUAAAAUCCGGCACUGUCUUGCCACCUCCACCCUACAGGCAGAGGAACACUGUGGUUUAGAUUGCUAAUGAAAGUUUCUCAAUGUAACACUCCAACAAACCCAACAUCCUCUCCGGUUCCACUGUCCCACACAAAGGGAAGCAGCCACAAUCAGAGCCGCCCAAACUGUUUCAAGUAACGUGCCAUCUGCUGUAGACUGUAGCAAGACUAUAAAGGAGCGGACUGAACGUUACAAGCGGGCUCAACUCAGAAUAACGCACCUUCAGCCCAGUCCAUUUCUGUUCUGUAGAUAGAGACUGUGCUCCAAAUCAUAAAUAUUAUAAAGUUUGGGGUUGUAUUGAGCAAACAACAGGCACAUGACGGUCACAUCCGUAGCAAUGGAGACAGUGAAUUGUGUUGUCCCAGAGAGGUGGUCAAACUGGAUGGACCGAUCUCACUGCCAGCCUCUGCCGAGUUCAACUCAAGGUGGGGGAAAUUUGACCACCUUUUGUUUUACAGUCCACAGAGAGGAAACACAACCUACUAUAUGUUGGAAGUUAUGGUUUUGUGAAAGACUCUGACGUUUGAGGCAAAACAGCGAAACAUGGAGGGAAAAAGACUAAAAGUUGAAUUAGUAGACUGACUUCCAGUAAUGUAAAGGAAAGACAAUUUGUUGGCCUAUAUGAGUAAACUGUCAAUCAAAUAAGAAAAUCAUCUCAUCAUGUCGUUUUACGGUAACUGUGAUACUGUGAUGGCCAAAACUACUAUGAUCCCGCCUUCAACAUUUGUAGAUCAACCACGGACUGUUGGACUUUCUCAAAGACACACAGAGCGAUUGCUGUUUUCCUUCUACAACAACUCAUCAUUAACAUUUUCAAGGGCAUAAAUGAAAACAACACUGUAAACAUUUUAUAAACACUGGUUUCAGUUGUGUAAAGAUGCAUUUUUAAACACACGUUUUACCAUUUACCAUAAAGCUAACUUACAGUAGUAUGUGUUACGCCAUGAAGCUAGAUGGCUAAAUCAGGAAAUUGCUGUAUGUGCUGAGAUGAUGUGAUUACACCAUCUGUAAAGCAACUGAACUUAAAAUGGUGGUUGAAAAAGAGGCAGAGAGAGGAUGAGGCAAUAAGAAAGCGGCGGAAGCAGAGUUCAUGCAAAUUUUCUAAUGAAGACGAGCAAGGAAGCACCAGCAGGGCACUGAAAAAUCCAACAACUUUAUAUGUGUGUGUGUUCAUAGUAGGAUGGUUAGUAUGAGUGUUUCUUCACACUUUGGGGAGCCAGUCUGGCUCUAAACAGACAGAACUAUGAAUAAAAGGCAGCCAUUAGCUAAGAGUCGCGAGCGCUGAUGCUAUUGCUAAUGGCCUGACCUUAUACAAGGCUUCCACCAAACCGCUGGCCAGUAGAAAACACUAGACUUGGUUAAACUGUUGUUGAGCGCCUCAUAAUUUACUGGCCAUAGUUAAAGUCGGCAACUUAAGGACCUAUUGAUGGACUGAGUCUUUUUAUUAAGUGACCUCAACCAUUGCAUCCGAUGUGACCAGGCCUUGUUUUGUGCUGCGAUGGUAGCAGGACCCUGUUCCCAUUGUUCUCAUAAAAUAUGUUCUAGUUCUAGGCUCAGUUUCUGUUUUUCAGCUGUAGCACUUAAAGUCAAAGAAAGGUCAUGGUUUUGGUGUCAAUCAUCAGAGUCUGGGGUGACGUGAAGCACAACAAACAGUCCCUAUUUUUAUUUACACAUGGCUGUAACUUGAUGAAAAAGCAAGAUGCUAUAAUCCAUCAAGACAUAGUAUGAGUUUUACACUGAAGAGCAGCGGUUAAGCACUUAUUGCCCCUUAGAGAAUAGUCCGAACUGACACUGGGACUCUGCAGACAAACUGGAAACUGCCAGUCGAUGCUGCUUAAAUCGCUGGUGCUCACCCGUCAUCAGCAGCACAGUAGCAUUUAAUUCAGACCUUUCCUGCAGAUCUAAGCAUUCAAAUGCAUUGCUCCGGUGCACUUUCAAUGCUCUGUAUCCUUGUGGACCCCACGGAGCACUUUGAUCAGACUCGAGGGUGCAAAGAAAGGCCUUCUAUCCUUUUUCUCAUUAAACAUUCAUAAAAUAGUGUUUAAGUUUGUGUUAACCAGUCCAGGAAGCAGAAGUUAAAUGAAGGUGCCGCAAUCAGGAGUUCAGCAACAAAACACAUUUUAGGUGGUACUGACAAGCUUUGAGAAUGUCCUUGUUUCCAUGUUUUUGUUUGCUUCAAACAGUAUUUCUAAUGCUCCUUUGAUGAUAUCAUGACUAUUUGAUGAAGGAGUAUUUUGUAGUCCCUGUUGGAGCUCUAAUUCUGUGAAAUUGAGACAGCAUUUAAUAUCAGCGUGAAAUAUUUAUAGUGUUUGAGCUUGUUUAUACGAAGCAAUGGAAGCAACUGCCAAAUCUGGGUUUCAAGGAAGGAUGGUGGUGGUAAAAAAUAAAUAAAUAAAUAAAUAAAUUCAAACUUUUUUUGAGGUGAAUGGCGUCACAGCACAGCGAGUCUCCUCACAAGUUCACAAGUUUGUCCGGGAAGGUUGGACAAACAUAGGCACUCACAAGGACUCGUCAAAUUAAUCCAAGGCCUUUUUUUUGUACCGCAAUUAUUUUCUAUUCUGAGGAAGCAAUCAUUUCCUCACCACUGACUAAUAUCUCGUUAUUCUCCCGUCAAACAUAUUUUGCCUUGAUGUUGGGCUUUCUUACCUGCUGCUAUUCGUCUCACCCCCCCCAAAACAAUCUUGCGCCAUGGAAACAGGUGUUAAAAACCGCUUUUUAACAACACCUUUUUUUAUUUAGACUCUCUACUGUACUCUCCAAGCCAAGGUGCAGAGGCAUGUAGCCAUAUUGUACUUGUUCCUCAGCCACCAUCUAGCAGCGAUGAAGUCUAAUGUAUAUCACCCUGCACGGUUCCCAAAGUGAGUGUUACUGCCCUCGAUCUUUGUGUCUGUCCAUUGGUGAUGACAUACAGGAUUUCUGUCCCGGCUUCGGACAGCAUGGAAGGGAAUAAUCCCAUAUCUUUACUGGAUUCAGUAGCACAAGGAAUAUUUGUUUGCUUUCUUUUCGCGUGUAUAUUAACCUAUAUAGUCUUUUUUUAAUAUUAGGGUUGGUUGUAUGUUUUCCAUCAUAUCCAGGAAAAAGAUGUGAAUCUUUAUGGUUUUCCUCCACUGCAGUGUUUGGUUUUAGUUGUUUGCAUCCUAAUUGCACAAAUCAUUGCUUAUUAGUGGGCGUCAUUCAUUUGUCCAUGUUCAAAUGAUCAGAUCAUUAUAAACUGUACAGAAUCUCUGGGGUUUCCUCUGAAAUUUAUCUAACACACCACAACAAAUGUGAAUAGUAUUUUUAUAAAGCACUGAUAUGGGUGACGUGGUGAAUUUGUAAAUAGGAAGUCGAUGCUUUGAAUUUAUAUAUGGUCUUCUCCUACUGCUGUUUUCUCCUGCUUAUAAGACGUUGUACAAAAGAAGCCGUACAUAUUUGCUUUGUGUAACUGUACCUUUUGACCUAAUGGGAGUUUUGAUUUUAAAAGUGCUCGUCGAUCCUUUGUCCAGUGGCCCUUCUGCUGGGCUUUGUGGCUGUCUUCAUGUAACGUUUGAGUUCAUGCUGUAAAGGUGACAAUGGUGGGAGCCCGUUCGAUUCGCCCAGUGUCUCUGUUUUGUAUCUCCCCUCCCUGCUCUAUUUAACCUGUCACUGUAUUCAGCACCCGUGGACUAUGACUAAAGCUCUCCUCCUUCCAGUUUUCGUAAAACUGAAACCAGUGCUGCCAACUACCUACUGUAGAUGAACUGGGAGUUACCCUCUCCGCCACUUUCUAAUGAUGUUACUACUGAGCCAAGUCGUCCCCUUCUUUCUUGAAAAAGAGAGCACAGCAGUCCCGCGACAGCCCUUUUCCAUUUGGCUUCUGAUUAGUUUUGCAUGCAUUUAGGAGACAUAGCUCCAAGAGUAAGGUGUCAUCAGUUACCCCUCCCCCCUUGAAACCAGUCUCCCAUACUUUUCCCCAGGUCACAGCUGACUGACGUCUUUAAAACCAUACCCAAAGCUUUAUAUCAUAGAAAUGCCGUUCCUCAUGUUUGUUACAUGAAUCUGUCAAAAGUAUAUUUUUAAUUUAAUAUAAAUAAAGAUUGAUUCAGUAUA
Messenger RNA from Betta splendens (Siamese fighting fish), 8580 nucleotides. RefSeq names its product receptor tyrosine-protein kinase erbB-4-like. The coding region runs from base 321 to 4532 and encodes 1403 amino acids. Gene Ontology annotation, molecular function: heme binding; electron transfer activity; ATP binding. The transcript has 27 exons. Lineage: Eukaryota; Metazoa; Chordata; Actinopteri; Anabantiformes; Osphronemidae. Gene Ontology annotation, biological process: cell surface receptor protein tyrosine kinase signaling pathway; positive regulation of cell population proliferation; protein phosphorylation. The record is from RefSeq and is a predicted model, not a curated record. Gene Ontology annotation, cellular component: basal plasma membrane; signaling receptor complex.